ACGUCAACAUCAGUCAACACCGCCGCAGCCGCUCGCUCGUUCAUCAUCGCAGAAAAAAGUGCCGUGUGUGGACGUUCCGCAUUUUUUUUCGAUGUUGUUGCUUUUAGUCUGGUGAAAAUCCUGAGCAAAUUUGAUCCUAUUAUCCUUGUGAAGUGCUGUUCGAGUUUACCGAUUCGUAAUGCCUCCGAAGAAAGCGCCAGCCGGCGGUGCCUCAAAGAAGGCUGAGACCAAGAAAAAGGAGAAAAUCAUUGAGGACAAAACUUUUGGUCUGAAAAACAAGAAAGGAGCCAAACAGCAAAAGUUUAUCACUCAAGUGGAGAAACAAGUCAAAAGCGGAGGUCAACAUAACCUGCUGAAUAAUCCGAAUGCCAAGAAGGAGGAGAAGGAAAAGAAGCUGAAGGAGCAGAAGGAAUUGGCUCAGCUGUUCAAGCCGGUUCCAACGCAAAAGAUCGAGAAGGGCGCUGACCCCAAAUCGAUCCUGUGUGCGUUCUUCAAGCAGGGAACCUGUACCAAGGGUGACAAGUGUAAAUUUUCCCAUGAUCUGGCCAUUGAGCGGAAGGCCGAGAAGCGGUCCAUUCAUGUGGAUAUGCGCGAUGCCGAGAACGAUACGAUUGAAAAUUGGACCGAGGAAAAACUGGCCGAAGUCGUUGCCAAGAAGCACGGCAAGGAGAAAACUAUGCCCACCACCACGAUUAUUUGCAAGUACUUCCUGGAUGCUGUGGAAAAGUCCCUCUACGGUUGGUUCUGGGAAUGUCCGAACGGUGAAAAGUGUAUCUACCGGCACGCUCUUCCGCCGGGCUAUGUGCUCAAGAAGGACAAGAAGAAAAUGGACGCCCAAAAGGAGGAAAUUUCGCUGGUAGAUUUGAUCGAACGGGAACGCGCUGCACUGGGAUCGAACCAAACGCGCGUCACGCUGGAGACCUUCCUCGCGUGGAAGAAACGCAAAAUACAGGAGAAGAAGAAGCGCGAACAGGAGGAAGAGGACCGCAAGCGCAAGGACUUCAAGGCCGGUCGCCAGAAUGGACUGUCCGGAAGGGAAAUGUUCAGCUUUAACCCCGACAUGGUCGACUUCGGAAUGGAUGACGGCGAGGAAGCUAUCGAAUCUUAUGGACGGAAUGAAGACGAUGAUGACGCUACUGAAUAUAAGGAACUGGAUUUGAAUAUGCUGUCGCUUUCCAUCAAGGAGGUGGAUAAUACUGGUACCGUGGCCGAGGAGGACCGAUGGCAGAAAAUGAAAGCAAACCUACCGGAUGAGCCCGCCGAGAAUGGAGAAGUGGAGGGUGCCGCAGCGGUACCUGCCAGCUCCUCGGAUGCCGCACCUAUCAACGAGAACCUAUUCCUCGACGAAGACCUGGAAGGAAUCGACGACGAGCUGAGCGAUGACGACGAUGAUGAUGAUGACGGCGACGAUGGAGAAGCAAAUGAAAACAGCGAAAAGUCGUGAUAAGGAAUGAUCCAGUGUAGGUGGAAGAAAGUUUUAAGGAAUGCUCUUUUGUUAGCGAAACCAUUUAGAUUGCUAUCGUGCAAAUGGUUCACACUUGAAUGUUCGAUAUGGCUACAAUUAAACACGUACAGUCAAAUUAUCAUA
Aedes albopictus (Asian tiger mosquito) is the source of this 1588-nucleotide messenger RNA. Its product is annotated as zinc finger CCCH domain-containing protein 15 homolog. The record is from RefSeq and is a predicted model, not a curated record. Lineage: Eukaryota; Metazoa; Arthropoda; Insecta; Diptera; Culicidae. Gene Ontology annotation, cellular component: cytosol. The transcript has 4 exons. The coding region runs from base 179 to 1444 and encodes 421 amino acids. Gene Ontology annotation, molecular function: mRNA binding; metal ion binding. Gene Ontology annotation, biological process: cytoplasmic translation.